This is a messenger RNA of Chrysoperla carnea, 1985 nucleotides long. RefSeq lists its product as uncharacterized. Lineage: Eukaryota; Metazoa; Arthropoda; Insecta; Neuroptera; Chrysopidae. The record is from RefSeq and is a predicted model, not a curated record. The transcript has 2 exons. Bases 291 to 1985 code for a protein of 564 amino acids.
UUUGAACUUCAUUAGAAUACUCUAGAAGGUGUGAGAGAGAAAUUUCUCGAAUAUUCUAGAGCCUAGCUCUCUGAAUAUAUAAGAGCCCGGUGUCGCUCACCAGAGUUAGUUUAAUUUGAACAGCGAAACGAGCGAUUUCAAAACGAAAAGAAGAGAAGUUAUCUGUGAGCCUUUAUUUAGAAGUAUCACGUGUGAGUAUUUUUAAUAGUGUGUUUAAUUAACUCUCGAUUUUGAAACGAAAUAGAAAAAAGUUAUUUGUGGGUUUUUAUCGUGAAAUUUCAAAUAAUACAAUGCCCAGACGUAAGAGAGGAGGAGAUUUGGCCAGUUCUGCAGCGAAACGGCGAAAAAAAAAAGAAUCUCGAAGAAAUGAAACGGAAGAAGAGCACGAAGCACGUUUACAGAAUCAACGGACCAGAAUGAGUAACCUGAGAAGCACAAGAAGCGAAGAAAGAACAGCAAAUAAAAGUACUGAAGAGUCGAGAAUUUUAAAAGAUAAUCUAACAAAGGAAGCAUUCCACUACGAACCGACGAAAAAAUAUUACAAUCAUAAAUACGUUGUUAUUGGAAAAAUGAAUAACGUUUGCCAGUUUUGCCAUGCAAAAAAAUUCAGUAAAGAAACACCAGGUCUCUGUUGCAUGAAUGGAAAAAUUCGAUUACCACCAAUUGAAGCACCUCCGCAGGAAUUUCUGCAUUACAUGCUCGGGGAAACACUAGAAUCAAAACACUUUCUCCAAAAUAUAAGAUCAUAUAACUCCUGCUUUCAAAUGACUUCUUUCGGUGCUACUUCGACUAACACUAAUAGAAAUGAAUUUGAAUAUGUAUUUUCAAUUCAAGGGCAAAUUUAUCACAAAAUAGGAUCGUUACUGCCAAUGUCUAACGAAGACCAUAAAUUUCUACAAGUAUAUUUCAUCGGAAAUGAAGAACAAGAAAUUGAUCAACGAUGCACAAAUUUUAAUGGACUGAGACGCGAAAUAAUCCAAGAUGUACAGAGGAUCUUACACAAGUAUAAUCAACUGAUUUAUAUAUUCAAAACAACAUUAGACCGCAUGAUUUCUGAUGACUAUAAAAUUGUAAUUCGAGCCGAUAAAAGACCACGUGGAGAACACGAACGCAGAUUUAAUGCACCUCAGGUAGAUGAAGUCGCCAUUGUAGUUGUGGAUAAUGAAAAUACAAGCCGUGACAUAAUUGUACAUCGAAGAAGAAAAGGACUACAACGCAUUGCAGAGACACACCGUUCAUAUGAUGCUCUUCAAUAUCCGUUAAUAUUUCUGCACGGAGAGGACGGAUACCAUUUCAAUAUAAAACAAAUUCAUCCUGAAACAGGCAUAGAAACAAACAAAAAAGUCACUUCUAAGGAGUUCUAUGCUUACCGCUUAAUGAUCAGAGACAAUGAAACAUAUAAUCACAUACUCAACACUCGCCGUUUAUUCCAACAAUUUCUGGUAGAUAUGUACGCAAAAAUAGAAGCAGAACGGAUGCUUUACAUAAGAUUGAAUCAGAAAAAACUACGCACAGAAGAAUACAUCCACCUUCGAGACGCGAUCAUGAAUGACGGCAAUAUUGACGAUAUUGGAACAAUGGUAAUCUUACCCUCAUCAUACAUAGGAAGUCCAAGACAUAUGCACGAAUAUACACAAGAUGCCAUGACCUACGUAAGAAAAUAUGGACGACCUGAUCUCUUUAUAACAUUUACAUGCAAUUCAUCAUGGCCAGAGAUCAAAGAACAACUAAAAUACGGACAAACCUCCAUAGAUCGACACGAUAUAAUAGCCCGAGUUUUUCGACAAAAACAAAUACGAUUUAUUGAAGUCAUCACAAAAUAUCACAUCUUUGGAACUGUUAUUUCAUGGAUGUAUACAAUUGAGUGGCAAAAACGAGGAUUACCUCACUCACACAAUCUCAUAUGGCUACACGAUAAAAUUUAUCCCACGGAUAUCGACAAAAUCAUCCGAGCUGAAUUUCCUGAUCCACAAAAAGAUCCGUAG